AUGCAGAAAGUGGGAAAGUUGGAUACCCAAGUGAACGGACAAAGCAUCCAGCCUUGUAAGCUUCGUAUCAGACUUAUACGUUGUAGAAAUAACACAACUAGGAAGCAAGAGGUGAAGGCGUCGGUACAAGAGCUUGCCUCUCGAGCUACUUCCCGAGUCAAGGCUGUAGCCGCGGAAAAGAUCACACCACCAAAUUCAGCUUAUCAAUUUGAGGUUUCUUGGCGAGGAUAA
Prunus armeniaca (apricot) is the source of this 231-nucleotide messenger RNA. Lineage: Eukaryota; Viridiplantae; Streptophyta; Magnoliopsida; Rosales; Rosaceae. The record is from the annotation of a GenBank genome assembly.